AUGGAACCUCAUAGAGAAGGAAGUAUUUAAAAGCAUAUAUCCACUUUAAGUGUGAAGGCAGUGUGCAUAUGAUCUGAAAUAUUUGUUACAAUGAACUGUGGGUGUUAAUAUAAAGUGCCACAGUCCCAAUUUAGUGAGGAGGUGGAGGACUGUGUUUAUUAUUUUUAGGCCAUUGGUGGUGUGCAGAGGAGAGAGUGCACAGUGGAGGAGAGGGAGGACUCCAGCUCCGCGACAGCAGCAGUAAGGACAGACUCAGAGCUUAUCACCAGAGAGAUGUUGUCCUCCCGGUCUUCUCUCUGCUUGCUGCAGCGCCAGCACUCUCUGCCUCUCCGACACUCUCUCUGGAGCUGGGGAUGUGAUGGGUGUCGCAGGUGAGCACCAAGGAGGUUUCCUUCAGCGGGGCAACGGGCGGAAGAUAGAACGCACUUACACUCCAUUGACCGUAGUGAACUUCGCUGUCUUCUCACAGAGCAGACUCGUCGGGGAAUAACACAGCCACUGGUUCAUCAGGAGAUUAAAGCUGCCUCCUUGCACUUGCACUGCUUUCUUUCUUUCUGUUCCUGGGCUGAAAUCCGGGCAGGCUAAUUCUUCAGCUUCCGAGUCCCAGAGUUGCUACAUGUUGCUGCUUGGCUUGAAUCUGGUUCCCUUCCUGUCCACAUUUGGAGAUUUUUGAGCUGACGGGUUCCGUUGCUGCCAGGUUCAAGCCAUGACAUUUUCAUGUCUACCCUAAGUGUGAAAGCCUGCCUGUGACAUGGAAAAAACAGGACUCUACAGACUCUUAUAUUACUUCAUUCUCAACUCCCACUUCAUGAUAUGUGCAGAUGCUGUGUUCAUUGAAGUCCCUAAAGAUAUGAGUGUUGGGGAAGGAGAGGACGUAGAGAUGCCCUGUGCCUUCAAAGCCCUCAGCUCUGCACCGAUGUCUUUGGAAAUUCAGUGGUGGUACAUCAAGCUGUACAGCCCUAAAGAAGCACCUCAUGACCUGCAGAUUGGUUCUCCAAUGAACAGGACCAAGGGCAGUUUAACAGAAGCUACAAAAAUAAGUACAGUGCGUGUUCAAGGGAAUGCCAUCUCUCACCACCUCAGUCUUUCCAAAGUGAAGAAAGAGGACGAGGGGGUGUAUCAGUGUCGUGUGUCUGAUCUGUGGGCCGAAGAGACUCAGGACCUUACAGUUCAUGCUUCAUUGACCGUCACAGCACGUGGCGGGAUGGUGGCUGAGGAGGCUGUGUCACAUAUUCAGAACCGCUGGUUGUUAAGGAAUACCAACAUAGCUCUGGGAGGGAGCACCACCUUCAAGUCCAGUCAGGGACUGACAGGAGGAGCCAGGACAGGGCAUGAGAAACACUGGGUACCUCAGCUGGGCCAGCCUGACCUAUUACCCUCCAUGUCAUCCAGCACUACUACCUCAGUGGCCAAGUCAUCAGCCUCAAGGCUGGCAGGGAGCGCAGCCAUCCUCUGGCACAAGGCUGAUCAUGCACAUGUCUUGCUUUUUGGACCAUGCCAUGCCUGUCUGGCCAGCCUGUUUCUGUUUUGUUCCUGCCUCAUCUCCUGCAGAAUAAUGAGCACUAUGGACCCAUUACUUUUCAUCACUCUUCUCUUCCUGCAUAAGCUCCUGUUUAUACUUUUAGCCUACUAAAGAGAUUUUCCAGAAUUCUAGUUUGCCUACAGGUUUACAGACAAAUGGAUGGGAGGGGAAAGGCAUCUCUCAGAAAUGCCAUGGAGAUGCAGCAGCAUGACUAGUGACUGUUGAGAAUGUGGAGAGGAGAAACAAGCUCUGUUAGAGCCAGGGCAUGAUAAUGGCUGUACCUGUGUUCUGCAUCACAAAUCCUCACAUUAUUGUCAGCAUUUCCAAUGUGUGUCCAUCAAAACUCUGUGAGCCAACUGUUCAUCUGAAACUAGAUUCUCACAUUUGUUGUAUCAAUGACAAGUAACCUCCAAGAUUCUUUUUCUUCUUUUCUCAAAGAUAGAAAUUUAAUCAGCAUGGGAUAUCAUUUAUAGACAACUAUUUUUCCGCAGCUAUGUCAGACCUCCUCAGUAUACAGACGUAUUUUUCAAAAUAUGUUUGAGUCUACCAUUCCUCCAUGAACACAUACACACACUUUUGUUCCCAUUGCAAUGUUCCAUAACAAAAACAAAUGUGUGAUAUAUUUUGAGUGAGAUAAGAUGUACCUUAGUAUUGUUCACUUAGUAUGAAACACUUCUUUUAAUGUCUUUUUUGUUAAACUUAUGGUGAUCAGUGAAACAUUUCACCACUAUGACACAUAGGUUUAUUGAUAACAUGCAGCAGCCAUUCAGGUGAACGUUGAUAUAAUAAAAGAUUGCAAAGAUAUUGUGUGUUAAUGUCUUUCAUUUUAUCACAGGGCAGCUGAGAUGGGUUCUCAUCCAACCUUUCUCUGGGCGUUGCUUUUAACCCAGCGCCUCCCCGGAGCAACCAUAUUGUUUGCGAGAAAUCUCUCAAUUAGUAAUGCCCCAUUUUCAGCAAACAUCUGUCAUUAUUACACUCUGACUGAAAAAAGUUAAGCACCUGCAAGAAAUAGUCCAGUUUGUUCCUAAUUUGGUACACAAGCAGACUACUAAAGAUGUACUCUUAAGAAGCUGCCAAAGCUAGAGAGGGCAGUAGAACAGAUAAAUGGUGAUAUUAGAAUUGGAAUGAUAGCAUUACAGGCUGUGGUUAAAGUAUCCAACAGACAUUCAAAACAGUGUUUUUUAUAGAUAUCUCAAAGAUAUAUUAGAUAACAUCCCUAUCACUUGAAUGAGUUGCCCUUUUCAGAAUGCCAUGAAGUCCAAUUUCUCAGCAUGUGUAGACCAUGGUUUGCACAAGGUAGAUCACACAAAGGGAGGAUGAUUGUAUUGUGUGGCAAGCAUUAUGGAAACGCAGGACAUCAAUGUCUGUGAUUCAGACACAGGUAUUGAACUCUUUAUAUUACCUUGUCUCUCAUUCCGCAAAGGGUUUAAAUAACUUUUUUCAAUGUCCCAUGGACUGACUUAUCAAUAACAGAACAUCAGAAAUGGCUGCAUCAGGAGCACUGCCAUAACCAGGAGGCAUAGACUGAUUAACGAGUGAUGCCUCAGCAAUAAAAUUUCAUCAUGAAUUACCAGAGAUCACUGUGAACCUAUCGUGAUGGCAAUGAGAGAGAAGCACUCCUCCAAAUAUCCUGGAAAGAUGCACAGGUGUUGCAUUGUAAUGGUAUGGCUUCAAUAACAUACUAUGUUUGCACAUCUUACUCUUCUUGAGACACCUCCCUGAUACAAUGUUUUAGCCAUUUUCACCACCGUAAUUUUGGAAGUGCAGUAGGCAGCAUAUAUAUCACUACAAUACUCAGAAUGGGGCUACAAACAAAGAAAUAGCAUUUGUUCUAAAAAGAACAAACAUAUAACUGCAAUUAUUCUGAGAAAGGCCACCACAGUCAUUGGGACAGAACUGUCUGAGAAGCAUUUCUGGAAAGGCAUCGCAGAACCCUGUACAGUAGGUGAUAGAAAGGUGAAUGCAUAAAAAAACAAAUAAUAUUUAGACUGCCUGGGAUUUAGUCUUUAAAUAUUUUGCAGGUAAGACAGAUUAUUGUGGCCAGUCAAUAUGACUAUGGGGUGUUCAGCCUCAGACCAGUAUCACUCCAUUCUAUUAACAUCAACUUUACUGCCAUACAUUCCUGUUCUCCAACUUUAUUAUGUGCUCAGAUAAGUGUGAGGAAUUAAAGCGCAGGGAUGCAAUUUCACCUCAAGACUGGACUUUUGGAAAGGACUGUCUUAACACCUAAGUUUAAAACAUAAACCUCAUAAAGACUCAGUUAUAGACGCCUUUCAGAUUUUCGCGCACAAAUAGGUGGGUAUCACUUUUUUGGUUACACAGGACAAGAGGAAAUAGCAACAAAUAGUAUGCUUAACCUCAAUAUUUUUUUAUUUUUUCUGAAUGAAAACCAUCAGAAUAUAACAGUAGUACAUUCAACAAACUGAGUCAUACAAUUCAGAUAACUGACCAGAUCAAAGGCUGAAAAUCAGAUCCGCACAAACCCAACAAAUUCUAAUAAAAAGUCUCAGUUCCUAACACAUUUUGGUGAAGCUUAAUGAGCUAAUGUAAUUUUAGUAACUGUCAAGAUACACUCAACAACCAAUUGUUAUCACCAUUCUUAUGAAGCUAAUAAUAUGUCUGCAUAAUGUUUAUUUGAAAUAUUCAUGCUUUUGCUGGAUGAUUUGUGUAUCCAAGUAAUGUUUUUGAAUUUCCCAGAAUCUGAGCAGAAACAUCCUGGAGCAUCUUCAGUUGUGGGGAUAGGGGUGAAAUAGCGACAUUAUUUUGCUCAUCCAGAGAUGCAACUUUUCACAUUACUGCGGGGCCAGAGAGCAACCAUCAUGUCAGACUGAGACAGAGGCUGAAGACUCCCCACUGAAUUAAUCUCAUCUCUUUCAGCUGAGCCAAGCAGAUAGAAUGUGACUAACCUGCAUCUUACAUAAGCCAUAAUGACGCGUAAUCAAGCAUAUCCAAUAACCAGUGCCUUAGGAAAGCUUUCAUAAUGUGUCAUCUGCAAAGGGCCUCUGAAAAGUAGUUAAGCUGCUAGGGCCUCACUUUAGACUUGGCUUUAGACUUAUUUUGAAAAUACAUGUUAUUAAUAAUCUAGACCAAUGGAUCUUAUAAUAGUGAGCGUGGCUUUCAUCCUGGUCAAGAAACAAUGGACUAUACCUCCUAUUAAUAGAGCUAUGGAAGUUUGAUGUUUGAGUUCACAUGUGUUUUGUACAUGUGGAGAAAGCUUCCGAUGGUGUCCCCUGAAGUAAUUUGGUUGAGAGCAUUAAGGAAACAUGGUCUGCUGUUUUCACAGUCCCUGUAUCCACAAAAAAUAUCUGUGAAGGCAUUCUCAGCAUAAAUUUGAGUCUGUCCCUGCUUUUGUGGUGGAAAUUAAACCUUUAAAUAAUUUUAUGAGACAACCAGUUGGUUAUAUAGUAAGUGCUGGAAUAAUUGUAUAUAGAUAUAUCUUACAUUUGCUCUUCUAUUUAUCUUUACUAUUUGACCUUUAUAACCUUUCAUGCUGUAUGUGUAAGCAAACAUGUGAUGAGUUCUUUUGCAGCCAAGGAGGAAAGGUGGAAUCGAGAUGAUGCAAUCACAGUUGGGGACUCAUCACAAAGAUAACAGUUGAUCGUGCUGAGAGGAUCGCACAUAUCUUAAGAUUAUGGAGACUAUGCAAGUGUGUUUGUACAAGAUAAAGGGGUACAUGAUCUAUGUCACGUUGCUGCUGUUUGUUCCCCCACCCUUUAGAGCAGCAACGCUCAUGUAACUAGGGACCGCCCUAAAGAUAAUAAAAAGAGGAUUUGGCGAGAUGUGUUUCAGAGCGGUAGGAGAUUUGUAACUGAAGCACAUCUC
This is a messenger RNA of Girardinichthys multiradiatus, 5344 nucleotides long. RefSeq names its product V-set and transmembrane domain containing 2B (gene vstm2b). The transcript is spliced from 6 exons. The record is from RefSeq and is a predicted model, not a curated record. The coding region runs from base 752 to 1633 and encodes 293 amino acids. NCBI's taxonomy places the organism in Eukaryota, Metazoa, Chordata, Actinopteri, Cyprinodontiformes, Goodeidae.